Molecule: messenger RNA, 738 nt
Organism: Solanum pennellii
Lineage: Eukaryota; Viridiplantae; Streptophyta; Magnoliopsida; Solanales; Solanaceae
Exons: 2
Coding region: 1-738 (245 amino acids)
Molecular function (GO): zinc ion binding; nucleic acid binding
Source: RefSeq, a predicted model, not a curated record
AUGAUAUUCUUGUGUCAUCAUCUUGACGAGAUUCUGAAAAUUGAAUAUCUGACAGUUAAAGAUCCACUUGUUUUGUGGAAAAACCUAAAAGAAAGAUUUGACCACUUGAAGAUGGUCAUACAUCCAAAGGCACGAUAUGAUUGGAUGCAUCUAAGGCUACAAGACUUUAAGUCUAUACAUGAGUAUAAUUCUGCCAUGUUCAGAAUCACUUCUCAAUUGAAAUUAUGUGGAGAAACGGUUAGUGAGAUUGAUAUGAUGGAAAAGACGUUCUCCACUUUCCAUGCCUCGAAUGUGCUCUUGCAGCAACAAUAUCGAGAGAAAGUGAACGAGGCAUACGCCCACCAUGCUAGGCGUGGAAAAGGUCGCGGUCCUAAUCGUGGUCGUGGUCGUGGACGUGGUCGUGGUUGUGAUUAUGGUCAAGAACGUAAUUCUAUUCCUGGCAUCAAUCAUUCAUCAAAUAAAAAGGAAAAAAGAAAGGAUGAAAAACGUGAAGCAAUUAGGGAAGGUUGUUUUCGAUGUGGUGGAAGAGGUCAUUAUGCACGUGAUUGUUGUACUCCCAAACACUUGGUUGAGCUUUAUCAAGAAUCACUAAAGAAGAAAGAGAAAAAUCCUGAGGCAAAUUUUAUCUCUGGAAAUCAAGUUGACAUCACGCACUUGGAUGUAACAGAUUUCUUUGCACAUUCUGAAGGAAAAAUAGAUCACUUAAUUGGUGAUGGUUCUGUGAACAUGGAAGAGUGA